Molecule: messenger RNA, 1494 nt
Organism: Cyclopterus lumpus (lumpfish)
Lineage: Eukaryota; Metazoa; Chordata; Actinopteri; Perciformes; Cyclopteridae
Product: cytochrome P450 2J2-like
Exons: 9
Coding region: 1-1494 (497 amino acids)
Biological process (GO): xenobiotic metabolic process
Cellular component (GO): cytoplasm; intracellular membrane-bounded organelle
Molecular function (GO): heme binding; iron ion binding; oxidoreductase activity, acting on paired donors, with incorporation or reduction of molecular oxygen, reduced flavin or flavoprotein as one donor, and incorporation of one atom of oxygen
Source: RefSeq, a predicted model, not a curated record
AUGUGGCCGUGUGAUUUGUUUGUGUGGUUUGAUCUGAGGGGAAUGCUGCUUUUUACUUUUGCCGUUCUCCUCGUGGUGUAUUUUUGGGGGGGAAAGGAUCCACCCAAUUUUCCACCGGGACCACCAUGUCUCCCUCUUGUGGGAAACAUAUUCAACAUUGAAUCCAAACAGCCUCACAUUUACUUGACCAAGCUAGCUGAUGUUUAUGGGAAUGUGUUCCGCAUACGUCUGGGAAGACACACAACAGUGUUCGUGUCUGGGUGGAAGACGGUGAAGGAAGCCAUAGUGACACAGGCCGACAACUUUGUGGACCGGCCUUACAGCCCAAUGGUGACCAGAAUUUACUCAGGGAACUCAGCGGGUCUUUUCUUCAGUAACGGGAAAGUGUGGAGGAGGCAGCGGCGUUUUGCCAUGGCCGCGUUACGUACCUUCGGCCCGGCCAAGACCUCCAUGGUGCAGAGCAUUUGUGAGGAGAGUCAUCAUCUGCAGGAGGCGAUGGAGAAGGAGAAAGGUGAGCCAUUUGACCCGGUGCCCCUCUUAAACAACGCCGUGGCCAACGUCAUCUGCCAGAUCGUGUUCGGGAGACGGUUUGACUACAGCGACCGCAACUUUCAGAGCAUGCUGAAGAAUCUGACUGAGAUGGCCUAUUUGGAGGGCUCCAUAUGGGCUCUACUAUAUGAUGCGUUCCCGGCUCUGAUGAAACACCUGCCGGGGCCUCACAAUGGCAUCUUCAGCAGCUCUAAAUCUUUGGAGGCAUCCAUCCGGGGAGAGAUAGAGAGGCACAAGCUGGAUCCGGCACCUGGCGACCCACGAGAUUACAUCGACGCCUUCCUGAUGGAGGAGAAACACAACAGAAACAGUGAAUUGGGUUUCAACGAUGGCAACCUGGUUCUGUGUUGUCUGGAUCUGUUCCUGGCUGGCGGCGAAACCACUUCGAAGACCCUGCAGUGGGGCCUCAUCUACCUCAUCAAGAGCCCUCGCAUCCAGGACAAAGUCCAGGUAGAAAUAGACGGAGUGAUCGGACAGACCCGCCAGCCCACGAUGGCAGACAGACCCAACCUGCCUUACACAGACGCCGUCAUCCACGAGAUCCAGAGGAUGGGAAACAUAGUUCCUCUCAAUGGACUCAGAAUGGCCGCCAAGGACACGACACUGGGCGGCUACUUCAUCCCCAAGGGAACCUCCGUGAUGCCCAACCUGACCUCUGUGCUGUUUGACCGGACUGAAUGGGAAACUCCCGACACCUUCAACCCGGAACACUUCCUGGAUGCUGACGGGAAGUUUGCUAGGAGGGAUGCAUUUGUACCUUUCUCUGCAGGAAAGCGAGCGUGUCUGGGCGAAGGCCUGGCGAGAAUGGAGCUGUUCCUGUUUUUCGUCACUCUGUGUCAGAGAUGUUAUUUCACCACAGUGGACGGAGCGGAGCCGAGUUCAGAGGGAAUCAUCGGAGCCACGCGCUCCCCCAACGCUUUUAAGAUCCACGCCAGAGCCCGCUGA